Quercus lobata is the source of this 1449-nucleotide messenger RNA. RefSeq names its product receptor-like protein 33. Gene Ontology annotation, molecular function: protein binding. The record is from RefSeq and is a predicted model, not a curated record. Lineage: Eukaryota; Viridiplantae; Streptophyta; Magnoliopsida; Fagales; Fagaceae. The coding region runs from base 1 to 1449 and encodes 482 amino acids. The transcript has a single exon.
AUGUCUUCGUCCAACAUUACUGAAUUCCCAAUUUUCUUAAGAGCAGCAACAAAUUUACUAUAUUUAGACCUUUCCAAUAACAGAAUUUAUGGUCAAGCUCCAAGAUGGUUGGGGGAUAUGGGGAGGGAUUCACUAUAUUUUCUUGAUCUUUCUCACAACUUGCUUCAAGGAUCAUUUCCCACUCUAAACUUUCUUAGGGUGCAAUAUAUCUUUGUCUCCAAUAACAAAUUAACUGGAGAAAUCCCUUCUUUAAUUUGCAAUGCAAGUUCCCUUGUAGUUCUAGAUUUGUCUCACAAUAACUUAAGUGGCAUGGUUCCUAAGUGUUUGGUACACUCUAAUGUCCUCUCAGUGUUGGAUUUGCGAAUGAAUAGCCUUCAUGGUACCAUCCCUGAAACAUUUUCCAAGGGAAAUCAUUUUAGUCAUAUUAACUUUAAUGGUAAUCAAUUGGAAGGGUCAUUGCCACGGUCUUUGUUAAAUUGUAAAGACUUGGAAGUUCUAGAUCUUGGAAACAAUAAGAUAAAUGGAGUCUUCCCUUAUUGGUUGGAAAGUCUUCAGAAAUUACAAGUUCUUGUCAUACAAUCAAAUAGAUUUCAAGGUCAUAUAGGCAAUCCUAAAACCAAAUUUCCUUUUCCAAAUUUGCAAAUCAUAGACAUCUCUAACAAUCAGUUUAAUGGUCCUCUGCCAACAAAUUAUUUCAAAUAUUUGAAAGCCAUGAUGAGUGUGGAUGAAAGUGAAGUUGCAUUGACAUAUAUGGGAGAUUCGUAUUAUCAUGAUUCAUUGAAUGUGAUAAUCAAAGGGCAAGAUACUAAGUUGGUGAGAAUCCUAACUGUCUUCACAAGCAUUGAUUUUUCAAACAAUAGAUUUACAGGGGAGAUGCCAAAGAUAAUUGGAAGGCUUAAAUCACUCAAGGGACUCAACUUUUCUCACAAUAACCUUACAGGUUAUAUUCCAUCAUCGUUUGGAAAUUUGACUAAUCUUGAAUGGUUAGACCUCUCUUUCAACAAGCUCAUUGGGGAGAUUCCCAAUCAAUUGGCAGAUUUACCGUGGCUUGAAGUUUUAAAGCUAUCACAUAACCAACUUAUAGGACACAUACCUACAGGAAAUCAGUUCAAUACAUUCAACAAUGAUUCGUACAUUGAAAACUUGGGAUUAUGUGGAUUUCCGUUGUCAAGAACAUGCAACAACCAUGAGUCAAAGCAACCACCGCCAUCGACCUUGCAAGAAGGAGACAACUUAGAGCCUAAAAAUGGGUUUGAUUGGCAAACUCUAUUGAUAGAUGGAUUAUUGAUAGGUUAUGGAUGUGGAGUGAUAUAUGGAACAUUAAUGGGAUAUCUUAUGUUUAAAAUUGGAGAACCUAUGUGGAUUGUGAGCAGGAUGGUCAAACUAGAGCAACAUAUCAUGCCCAUAAGGCAGAGGAAUAACACCCACAUGCGUGGUAGAAGAAAAUAA